Molecule: messenger RNA, 567 nt
Organism: Zingiber officinale
Lineage: Eukaryota; Viridiplantae; Streptophyta; Magnoliopsida; Zingiberales; Zingiberaceae
Product: SKP1-like protein 1
Exons: 2
Coding region: 1-513 (170 amino acids)
Biological process (GO): SCF-dependent proteasomal ubiquitin-dependent protein catabolic process
Cellular component (GO): nucleus; cytoplasm
Molecular function (GO): cullin family protein binding
Source: RefSeq, a predicted model, not a curated record
AUGGCGAAGAUGAUCAAGCUCGUUUCCAGCGACGGUGCAGAAUUCGAGGUGGAGGAGGAGGUGGCCUUCCAAUCGAAGAUCAUCAAGGACAUCGUCGCCGACGCCGACGACGUCAUCCCCCUCCCAUCGGUCAGCUCCAAGGUGCUGAUCCAGGUCAUCGAGUACUUCCGGAAGCACGCCGCCGUCAAAUCUUUCCCAUUGUCGCCCUCCUCCUCCGCCGCCUCCUCCUCUUCCUCCUCCAUCUCAUCGAAGCCCGUCUCGGACCCGGCGCUCAGGGCCUGGGACAACGAGUUCGUAAAGCUCAACAAUUCCUCCCUCUUCGAUAUUGUCAUUGCUGCAAACUACCUGGACAUUGAAGAACUUGUGGAUUUGGUCCUUGAAACCGUCGCCGACAGGAUCAAAGGGAAGCAAGCGCAAGAGAUACGCCAGCAGUUUAACAUCGAGAAUGAUUUCACUCCUGAGGAAGAGGAAGCCCUCCGGAGGGAGAACUCCUGGGCAUUCCAAAACAAUUGAUUCUAAUUGUAAUGAUCUCCGGAACUAAUUUGAAGGACUUUUUAUUCAUCCGUC